Molecule: messenger RNA, 2072 nt
Organism: Sclerotinia trifoliorum
Lineage: Eukaryota; Fungi; Ascomycota; Leotiomycetes; Helotiales; Sclerotiniaceae
Source: the annotation of a GenBank genome assembly
CGUCAUCUCUUCCCUGAAGCACGAGUCAAUAUUAGAAUAGACUUCCUUUAGAUACUUAAAGUUGAUUUAUGUAUCGGCUAUUUUCCCUCGAAUCUUCCUACUUCCCAUCCACAUUGACUUUCUCUCUUCACUCUUUCUUCUCCUCUUCACCAUCUUCACCAUCUUCUUUCAUAAUGUCUCAUCAAACAAUAGGCAUUGCUAUUGUCGCUGCUAUCUUUUUCAUCAUACGAUAUCUCAAUCGCACAGAUACACCAAAGAUUAAGAAUAUCCCUGAAAUACCUGGGUAUCCUCUAUUCGGAAGUCUUUUAGAAUUUGGUAUCACUCAUGCAUUAGUAGCUAAAAGACUGGCUGAAAAGUAUGGCGCCGUCUUUCAAGUACGAUUUGGAAAUAAGGCGAGUGAUGUUAGCUUUUCUUCCAAGAUCUUACGCUGAUUAUUGAUAGCGAAUCGUAUUUGUCAAUACUUUUGAUUCAGUUCGUCACUUCUGGGUCACCAAUCAAUCAGCCUUGAUUUCGCGUCCAACUCUUCAUACUUUUCACAGUGUGGUUUCUACUUCUCAAGGUUUUACUAUUGGUACUUCUCCAUGGGAUGAAUCUUGUAAAAAAAGAAGAAAGGCUGCAGCGACUGCUUUAAAUCGACCAGCUACCCAAUCAUAUAUGCCUAUCAUUGAUCUUGAGUCCAAAGUCUCUAUCAAAGAAUUACUCAAUGAUUGUAAGAACGGAGAAGUCGAUAUUGAUCCUAUUUCUUACUUUCAAAGAUUUGCUCUCAAUACUUCCUUGACAUUGAACUAUGGAUCAAGACUUCAUGAAGUUAAGGAUAGGGAUUUACUUGAGGAGAUUUGUCAUGUGGAAAGAGCUGUUAGCAUUUUGAGAUCGACGAGUAAUAACUGGCAAGAUUACAUUCCAUUGUUAAGACUGCUACCGAAGUCGAAUACGAAAGCUAUUGAAUACAGAGAAAGAAGAGACAAGUACUUGAAUUUCUUGUUGGAAAAACUUAAGAAGCAAAUCGCUGAUGGUACUGACAAUCCUUGCAUUACCGGUAAUAUUAUCAAGGAUCCGGAUACAGAGUUAAACGAAAGUAAGUCUUCGAGAUAUUUCUUGAAGUGAAAUACUGACUCGCUUUAGGUGAACUUAAAUCUAUCUGUCUAACUAUGGUUUCCGCUGGUCUUGAUACCGUUCCUGGUAACUUGAUCAUGGGUAUUGCAUACCUUUCCUCUGAACAUGGUCAAGAAAUUCAAAAACGAGCAUAUGAAGAAAUCAUGAAAGUUUAUCCCGAUGGAGAUGCAUGGGAAAAAUGUCUUCUUGAAGAAAAAGUCCCAUAUGUCACCGCUCUCGUUCGAGAAGUCCUUCGAUUCUUCACCGUCAUUCCUAUUUGUCUACCAAGAACUAGUAUUAGAGAUAUCGAAUACGAAGGAGCUAUUGUCCCAGCCGGCACAACAUUUUACAUGGUAAGCCUUUCCAACCAUCUCCAUUGGGCGCACCUCCACUAACAAACCCCAGAACGCCUGGGCAGCCGACUACGACCCAAAACACUUCAAAGAACCCAAAACCUUCUCCGUCGAACGCUACCUCGACAACAUCGAAGGAGGCGGCACACCACAUUAUGCCUUCGGAGCCGGCACCCGCAUGUGCGCUGGCUCGCAUCUCGCAAAUCGAGAACUCUACACUGCGUUUAUUAGGGUUAUUACCGCGUUCCGAAUUGUACCUCCGAAAGAUCCGAAGGACUACCCGAUUUUGGAUGCUUUGGGGUGUAAUGCAGUUAAGACUAGUUUGACGACGGAUCCGUAUCCGUUUAAGGUGGGGUUCAGGGUGAGGGAUCAGGAAGCUUUGGAGAGGUGGAUGAUGGAGGCGGAGGAGAGGACGAGGAAUUUACAGUGAGUGGGUGGGUGGAUGGCGUGGCAUGGCGUGGACAGAAGGAGAGGUUGGCGUGAAUGGAAGGGAUGGAGGUGAUGGUGGUUGGCAGUCGACUCAUCAUGAUUUAUGAUUCAUGGCAUAGCAUAACAUUUACAUAGCGCUUUAGAUGAUUACACUUUUUUUUAUUACAUUUUAUUAUAUUAUAUUCCAAACGUAUAAGG